AUGGGGAAACUGACCAACUCGUCCAAGACCAUUGGUCAGCUUCGAUCAGGUGUUAUACGCCGAAACGUAGCAAAGGCAACAAUUCCGGCAAAAAGUGCCCUGUCUCGAACAGGGAUCAUUGCCAGAAAGAAGUCGACCUUGAGCUCCUUGAACACCAAGGGGGGCUCGAGCAGUUUUUCGACUUCAUUGCCCUUGGAAGAGAACCGAAGCAAGCGUGGCGGUACCUCCAAAAAGCCAAGCCGGUGCUCUAUCAGCAAAUCUGACAAGUACCGAAUUAUUUUGGAGAGAUGCCCCGCUGAGCGAGCCUUGCGAGUCAAACGAGUCAGGCCUGACACCAUUGUGAGGUAUGCUGACAGUGUGGAUGAUUUUUUGCAAUGGGCGCAGAGCAAGAGGCUUCAAGUCAAGUCAGACAGACAGGCUGACAAAGCUAUGGCCAGAUACUUUGAUCAAGUGUUUGAGGAUGGCUGCCCCUUAACCGUUGCUUCAUACACAUUGUUUGGUUACAUAGUGUUGCGAACUAUUCCUGACAGAGCGGAGCGUGACAUGUUUCCGCUUAGUCGUGCGGCUCUUGCGGCAUGGCGUGGUAGCCGUGCUGGUGGGUCCAGGGUUGGAAUGGUGCCUCAGGUGAUUUUUCACUUUGCAGCAUUUUGUAUUCACAACAAAGCAACCGAUGCAGCAGCAGCAGUUUUAUUGCAGUAUGAUCUGUACACACGUCCAUCUGAAAUUCUGAACCUCAGGGGUCGGGAUAUUAUCCCAUCAGUGCAUGCGUUCAACUCUCCUUGGGGCAUUCUUUUAGGAAACUCUGAGUUUGAGGAACAGACCAAAACUGGCGCAACAGAUGAUGUGAUUCUGUGUGACAGCUCGCACCGACAGUGGGCCAACAAGCUGCUGAGAUGCAUUGGAAAGCGUGUUGGACAAUCUGACUCUCCAAUUUUCAAUAUCUCUCUUUCACAGUAUGAAAAGCUGUUUCGUGAUUUCUCAAAACUGGAAGGUCUGAAAGGUGGGCUAUUUACGCCUCAUGUCAUUCGGCAUUCUGGACCAUCAUAUGACCUCAUCAAUGAGUAUCGAACAUUUGAGUCUAUUCAAGCUCGCGGUAGAUGGGCAGCGCCAUCUUCAGUUGCUCGAUACCGCAAGCCUGGUAGACUCUUGAUGACAGCAGCAAGACUUCCUGCAAAAUUUCAGCGAUAUACCGAACAGCCAGUGCCCUUUGCAAUUGGGGGUAUGGGUCAGUUCUUUGGAUGCGUGGAAGUGAUUGUGAAUAGCGAUCGCUUUGGAAUGUUCGUUGAUGAUUUGCAACGUGGCAUUUGGCAAGUGGUUUUCACCAUCAUGUGCUUGGAGUGGGUGACCACCUAUGUGUGCAAACCUCCUGAAGAGAAGCCCUGGGACAUCUUGGGCUGGACUGAUAUCCUCAUUGAGGAUGAGAAGAGCAUUUGGAAUCAGUUCGGCAAGGCGCAGUUGCAGGAGCUGAACAACGGGCGCCUGGCCAUGAUGGGCAUCACCGGCUUGAUCGCCCAGGACGUGCUCUUUGGCGACUUCGGCGAGGCUGCGGUGUUGCCCUGCUUCGGCGCGGCUGCCUGCAAGGAGCUCUUUAGCCCCGUGGGCCCAGAGAGCACCACUGAGCCCUUUUUGGGGGCUGGCUUCAUCUACCCACCCCUGGCGCACGGAGUGCCUGACUCGCCAAUCUUCGACUUCAAGCCGAACAAAAAGCACGAACAUGAAGCGCGGCACCGCGCCCUCGACACGUUCCGACUGUGCUCAACACGAUGGUGGCUUGACCUGCUGAAGGGGUCACCGAAGAGCACCAAGGUUCUGCGGGCACAAGAGAUCGCAGGGGACCCACUGGGCGUGGAGGAUAUGGCCGAGUCCAAGCCCCUGGAGGGAGUUGCAGCCCAGCUGCACAUGCAGGAUUUGAUGAACCACCACACCCAGAAAGCCCUAGCGCAACAGUCCAAAAGGGUGAAACAAGGCAUUUCGAGGUUUCGUCAACUCCUGCGAGAAAUCACAGGAAUGGCGGUGUUCGAUCUCAUGAUUGGCGUUUUGGUGCUUAUUGAUACAGCCUGUAUCAUCUUGCAGCAGGAAUGGUACGGUGAGGUGAAGCAACACCUGGACUCCACCGAAAUCUUCUUGCGUGGUGUCUCGGUGGCCAUUACCACGGCAUUUGCAGUGGAGCUCACAGCGAGAUGCCUGGCUCAAGUCGGCCUUGGUUGGUCCUGGAUGCUAUUCCUGGACGGUUUCAUCGUCCUGGCCUGCUUCGUGGAAGUGGUGGUUUACUCCAUCGAUCCCAGCAAUGCUGCAGCUCUCCGGUUGCUGCGCCCCUUGCGUGCGCUGCGGCUCUUGCGCGCAGCGCGCGGCUGCGUGCGCGUGCUUCAACGCUCGAGCCUGGCGGUCUUGGCGUUGAGCGCCUUUGCGAAGUCACUGAAACCACUGGCAGUGAUUGGAGCCACUUUCCUUUGCGGAGUGAUCUCUGUCUCAGUGAUCUUAGUGCUCCAGCUUCCCGCCACCAUCAUUGAGCUGCACAGCCCAGAGGUGGAGCAAGAAGUCCUUGAGAAAUUCGGCUCGGUGCUGGCAUCGGCCAGCACAGUCUUGCAGGUGUGUUUCGGAUCGCAUGACCUUGGCCCUUUACUCUUCACCAUUUUCGCCAAGUCUGGGGGAAGGCCUCAGCUUGCAAUCUUCACGGCCUCAGUCCUGGCCUUUCUUCUGAUCACUUUCCUCUGCAUUUCUGGUGUCGUUUGCGGCGUACUUCUCAGUCAAGUUAUCGUGCAGAAAGGAGAUGCAGAGGUGGAUGGUGGCAUUGAGUCCUUCCGAAAAAAUCAGGAUCUCGUGUUGAGCCUCAACCAGGUCUUCGAGGAUGCUGGCUUUUCCAGCAGUGACAACAUCAGCUGGUCCGAUGUUCUGAGCGUUUUAGCCGUGGAUAAGGACAAGGCAGGGCAAGACACAGAUCAAUCUGCUUGGCAAUAUCUGCUGACUGCAGGGCCUAGUGCGGCCAAGAUGGAAGAGGACGAGGAGGAGGAUACCGAGCGUUUCAGAUGCAUUCUCCAAGACAAGGGCAUCACCAUGGAGGAGUUGUACGAAGCCUAUCACGAGAUGGCGCUUUUCGGUGCAGUCAGUGUGGAGGACUUUAUUUUGUGCACCUUCAAACACGUGGCGAACAUCAAGACGGUCUCCAUGCUGUCCUUCAACCACCAACAGAACAAGGUCUUUUGGCGGAUUCAGUAUCAUGCGCAGCUGGUGGAUGAUGCCCUACAUGAUAUGAGGUUUAAGAUUGGCAAUUUGCACGCCGCUUUGCCAGACAUGAUCCAAGAAGUGGAGGCUGCGUCGCUGGAACUGAAGGAGCUCGAUGCAUUGGAGGCGAGGUUAGAGCUGAAGAAGCAGGCUCUGCGGGACUUGAUUGCUGAGAAGGAGGAGGAGUGUGGCUUCGCGGAGGUCCCUCGGGAGGAGGCGAUGCAGGUGGAACGCGACGGGCAUGAGCUGAAUGAGAUGUUGAAGGAACUCGAAAACGAGGUGGCCAAUCUUGCAGGCAGUGACACGACGCCGCUGCAGCCCAAGGAUGCGACCGACGCCAUUAACUUGUUGGCCGAUGAGAUGGUUCAGCACCUCUGGGGCGUGAUGUUAGAGGUUCCAACAAAUAUGGUGACAAACAUCAGUGAAGGCAACAAACAAGUUUUCCUGACAGAUUUACCCGCUGGUAAACUAACAUAGCUACUGAACAUG
This is a messenger RNA of Cladocopium goreaui, 3711 nucleotides long. The record is from the annotation of a GenBank genome assembly. Lineage: Eukaryota; Dinophyceae; Suessiales; Symbiodiniaceae.